GAGAGAGAGAGAGGUCUGGGGACGCUGCUGCCAUCGCCGUCGGGCAGAGGACUAAUGGAUAUCCGGCUCACUCCGUCUCAUUUACGGUUGUUGUAAACUAACAAAACAACAACAACAUUGCUCACAUCUACCUGGCUAGUAGCUAGCUAGCAGCCGAGCCUGCUGCUGCUGGAGAAGAGACUCCCGGGCGUUGGAUAGCGAGGCAGGGAUGGAGGUCGUGGUGGAGUACGAGUACGAUGCGCUCCACGAGGACGAGCUGACCCUGCGGCCGGGCGAUGUCAUCAAGAACGUGCGGUACAUAGAGGAGGACGGCUGGAUGGAGGGGGACCUCAACGGGAAAAGGGGCCUCUUCCCCGACAACUUUGUGAAGGAAGUGAAGAAGGAAUCCAAAGAGGUCAAGGAAACCAAGAGUGAGCCAAAAGAGGAGGCCUCUCAGCCUCUGAGGAGAGAGAAGAGCGCGGGGAACGUGGCCAACCUGGUCCAGAGGAUGAGCACCAUCGGCAUCCCCACCGGAGGCUUCCUGCCUCAGCCGCCCGCCGCUUCAAAGAAGCCCAAGAGGAGACAGUGCAAGGCUCUGUUUGACUAUCAGCCGCAGAACGAGGACGAGCUAGAGCUGAAGAUCGGAGACAUCAUAGACAUCGUCGAAGAGGUUGAGGAGGGCUGGUGGAACGGCAGCUUCAACGGCAAGUCGGGACUGUUUCCCUCCAACUUUGUCAAAGAGCUGGACGCAACGGGGGAGGACGGAGACGCCAACGACGCGGCCGCAGACGAGACCGAUGGAAGUGGAAUGGAAAGCGGCGCCGCCUCCACGUCCCCUCAGCCUGCAUCAGGGAACGGAGUCAUUGCUCAGCCCAAGAAGAUCCGAGGCGUAGGCUUCGGCGAUAUCUUCAGAGAAGGGUCGGUCAAACUAAAGGCCCGACUGCCGAGCCCCGAAACAGAGGAGAGGAAGGACAGACCAAUCCCAUCAUUACCAUCCGCUGCAAAGCCCGCCCAUCCCAACAUGACAGACUCGCAGAGAGCAGACGGAGACGGCAAAUCCAAAGCGAAAGAGUACUGUAAGGUCACAUUUGCUUUUGAGGCGACGAAUGAGGACGAGCUGACCAUCAAGGAGGGAGAUAUCAUCCACAUCCUGAGCAAGGACACAGGAGAGCCCGGCUGGUGGCGAGGGGAGAUCGGGGGCAGAGACGGAGUUUUCCCAGACAACUUUGUAGUCCUGGUGUCUGAAUCUGAGAGGGAGACGCCCACGUCGAGAGGGUCGCUGAGAUCAUCUCCCAAGCAGGAGUCAGAAGAGAAGCCGAAGAAGCCACCUCCCCCAUCAAAAAGCAUAGCUCUCAGGCCGGAGGUUCCCAGCGCAGACAAAAAGCCUCAUCCCGUCAGGCCCGAGGACAGAGUCGACAGGCCGUCCAAGCCCGCGGCGCCGGUGGUCCCGCCCAAGAAGCCGGUCCCGCCUCCCGGGAAAGGCAGGCCGGGAGGCUUCCUCCCCAAGAGGCCAGACAAGCCUCUCGCUCCCUCGCCGAACCUUAAGCACAAUGGAGAGGUGCCUUCUAUGCGACCAAUGUCCGCCUUGGAGCCGUUAUUGUCCACCAGACCCAAAACUCUGUCCGGGGACUGGGGGGAAAAGUCCUCAGAUACGGAUCUGAUGAGUUUUGACGAGUUGUCGUCUACCUCGGAGAAGCUGUCUCACCCCACUGCUAAUAGACCAAAGAUGCCUGGCAGGAGGCUGCCCGCCCAGUUCGGCGGAGGACAUUCGCCCACCAAGGAGCUGAGCGUGGAGAAAUCCUUCAAGAUCGAUGAGGAAGAUGCUGCUGCCAAACCAAAGCUGACAGAAACCAGAAAGCCUUCCACAAACAACUUAUCCCAGUCACCGGCACCCCUGAGGCCCGCCUUCACCAGCACCGAGGCCAAGCCGAGCCCUGCGGCAGCCCCAAGCUCAGAGGGCAGCAGGGCCCGGCUGGAACCUGAAGAGCCGAGCUCCCAGCUGGACGAGCUGAGGAGCCAGAUGAAGGAGCUGCUGAUGUCCGUGGAGCUGCUCAAGGCCCAGCAAAUGAAAGAGAUAGCGGAGCUACGGGGAGAGCUGGAUGAGGAGAGGCUGAAGCGCGUGGCCCUGCAGAUGGAGAUAGAAAAACUGAAGCGGAGCGUCCACUCAACGUGAAGCCAGCGUCCUGAUCAACGGCGAGCCUCGGGGUCAGCCGACCGGCCUGUCGCACCGACCGGAGAGCAGCUGGAAGGGCGGACGACUGGAUGGAGAGUUCAGCCGACGGGAGAGAGGGUGGGGCAAAAUCACGUGAACCACCUCGAGCACAAUCCUUCUCUUUUUUUUUUUUCUCAGUGACCUACGAAAAAUAAACUCUCACAAUAUUUGUAAGAUUUACACUUUUGCACACAUACAUUUUUUUUUUUCAAGCUAGAUGUAAUUAAGUUACAAAUGUAUACGUUUCUUUUUUCUUUUCUUUUUUUUUUGCCAACACAAAAAUACAAAACGGAGGCCUUACUUCAAACUACUGCGCUGCCACUCCCACUCUCUCCUCCUGUCACUCCAGCGUUCCUUGAACCCCUCAGGGAGGAGGUUCGCUCUCAGUACUACUGACUUUGUAUAAAGCAGGGGAGCGCUUGUUUUCCUUGCCUCAUUUAUUUUUCUUUCUUGUUUUUUUUUUUUUUUUUAACGAUGCACAAAUUUUAAAAAAAGAAAAUGUUUCCAGUUAUCUUCUGAUUCCUCAUAGCGAAUGAUUUUCCUUUUUUCCCAGUGCUCCACUCCAAGGCUGCAGCGCUUUCAGGAGCUCUGAUUUAUUUUUGUCUUUUUAUGUUUUUUCUAGCACUCCUACCCAGGGUAACACUACUGUGCCUGUUUAAAAAAAAAAAAAAAAAAAAAAUGAAUUAUAUUAAGUGUUUGUAACGGGAGCGUACAUAUAUACCACAAUGGUGUCUGGAAAGUUUGCAGCAUGAUAUAUAGUAUAUCUCUAUUUUUUAAGUCUACUGACAUGCCUAGUCAAAUACUAUAUCCAGGGCCUCUCCUAUGGCUGGUCACUUCUCUAUUUUUGUCGGAAUCGUUUCGCUCGCUGGGUUCUCAGAAGUUUAGCCAGAGUUAUAUAUAUCCUGCAGGUAAUGCAGAUCCACAAAACUGCACCCAAUCCACAAAACUGCACUCUUCUAUUAUCAAGGGUGCUGACCAACACAUAGAUCAUCUCUGUAAACCGCUUUUAAUCCGGCCACCUCUUAAUCCCUGUCGCGGCCCCUUUCUACCUCUUCCUCUCCUUGAUUCAAAGUGAUUAAUUUGUCUCUCCGCUCUGUAAUGUGUCGUGCACAAGAAUCAGUUGUCCUGACCUCAUCAUACAUGAUCUGUUCUAGUCUCCAUUCCAAGUACACGCUAACUGGAAGCAGCAUGAAUGAGUGAAUGGAAAUGAAUUAAAGCCCCUAUGUGUAGAUUUUUUUGUUUUACAUGGUUAUAUAAUCCUUCAAAAUACUUAUUCUUGGUGGAAGUUUAUGUGUGUGAAAAAAAUGAGACAAUCCCAAGUGAAAUUUAUGCAAUCUCUGUGUCUUCUUAGCCACGUAGCAUCAUAGCUCUAGCGCUAGCAAUCGCUAUCCGUCAGUCGGUUGAUCAGUCGGUCCAACACUUUAGGCCCAAACUGGAAUAUGUCAGUGAAUAUUGUCUGGAUUGCAAAAUAAUUUGGUACAUGCACGGUCACCAGAGGAAGAAUCCUUAUGGUGUUUGUAACCCCCUGCCAUCAACAAAUCAAAUUUAUCCAGGUGAAAUAUCUCAAUAUCUAACAGAUGCGUUGGCCAAACAUUCUUUGUUAUCAGAUGAUGCAUCAUUAUAUUUUCAGUGAUCCUCUGACUUUUCAGCAUAACGUUUAACAUAACGCCGAGCUGGAAAGCAGUGUUUCACUACCACCUCUCUGACCACACACAAACAGUGAGGUCACGGCGUACCGACUUACCUUGGAGUGCACUUCUAUGUCACUGCAGCAAGGUGCAGAUGGUUUUAAGUCUUUUUUUUUUUCGUCAAAUACUUAAACAAAUACAUGCUAAAAUAAUGAAAUUAACGUUAACACACUAAACUUAUACAUUAACAUUGUUGCCUGACCGAUACUGGAAUUUUUGAGGCUGACAAUAUAUGAACUUUAAAAAAAAAAAAAUCAUCCAACAGCAUGUCAACCACUUUGUUUCUUUAUUUAUAUACAGUGAGACAAUCCCAGAAAAAAAAAAGGAAACCUUAUCAAGAAUGUUUUUUUGCUGUAUACGCACACAGCAAAAAAUCAUUCUUGAUAAGGUGUCCUUUUUUUAUUCAAAUUACGAAAAAAGAUACGCCAACUCAACUAUACAGUCGUGGACAGCUGAAAAAUAAACUAAAAGUAAAGUUCUAUCCGCAAAAAAAAAGGGAAAUUGGUCAUGCUGUUUGGAAACGCAUCUUUCGAACACGUUAGCAUUUAGCUCUGAGCUGCUAGCACGGCUGACUCUUAAGUUUUCUUUAAUACCAUCAGUAGGAGUCGCCAAAGGCUAAAACAUUCAAAUCCCACACAUUAGAGCUUUAGGAGGAAGCUUCCAAACAGAAAAGGAAUCAGUUACUGUACACUGCUGUUUGAAAAAAAAAAAAAAGUACAGAACUGCUACUGCCUCUCUGGUUGCUAAUCUUUUAUUUAUGGUUUUUAAUAACCAUAAGUUGAUUCCUCUCACUGCGAGCGAGGUUCAGACCUACAGAAAUGAGUGGAACUAAUGCACAAUCGAGUGUGAGUUAGCCCCGAGUUCUGGAUGUACCGCGUGCGGUUCUGUGCUGACGAGCAGCUUAAUCCCAGAUGCUCUUUAGAAUCCGAGACCGGUAUAGUACGACCCCCCCACCCCCCUCUCUGGUCUUAUAUAUGGGUCAGAGGAACGUAUCAGCCCUGAGGGUUGAUCACAAUAUCCACAGCAGGAUUAAUUCCAAAUAUCAAAAUGUUGACUGUUUCACAUCUACUCCUGUGUACCACGAGUACUGGUUACUAUCAUUCCAUGUUUUCUUUAUGUUAAAUAUCUUUAAACAUGUCUCACAAAUGUCUUAAAAAAGUGUUACUUUACUUUUAAAUCAUCCUCAGGCUUUCUUUCAUGUGUUGGAUGUGUGUGUGCUUUCGCUGGUGUCUGCUCACAUACUUUGACCAAGUUGAUACUGCACAUCUGACCUUACAGAGCGUUUGGCACUCGCACGAUAUGUCGAUGCCUGACACUUCCUUUUAGCAAGCAGCUCUUAAACAAUACAGCCGAGCGAUGAAAUAAUCGGGCUACAUGUAAUAUCUGUAACACGACUUAACUUCCACAUUGUUGUACAUUCCAGAGUUUGACACCAAGACCAAGAAGAAGAAAAUCUGUGCACAUUUAUAACAUAUUUUCAAGUGAUUUUUUUUGUUUUUGUUUACAAGAGCUGUAUCAUUGCAUGAGCUGAGAUUCUUUUCAAAAAAAUGAAUAAAUAUCAUCUUUAUUUACAGUCA
This is a messenger RNA of Anoplopoma fimbria (sablefish), 5456 nucleotides long. RefSeq names its product CD2-associated protein (gene cd2ap). Gene Ontology annotation, molecular function: protein binding. The coding region runs from base 209 to 2152 and encodes 647 amino acids. The record is from RefSeq and is a predicted model, not a curated record. Gene Ontology annotation, cellular component: vesicle; plasma membrane; cell leading edge. The transcript is spliced from 19 exons. NCBI's taxonomy places the organism in Eukaryota, Metazoa, Chordata, Actinopteri, Perciformes, Anoplopomatidae.